Messenger RNA from Maudiozyma barnettii, 1758 nucleotides. RefSeq lists its product as uncharacterized. The coding region runs from base 1 to 1758 and encodes 585 amino acids. Lineage: Eukaryota; Fungi; Ascomycota; Saccharomycetes; Saccharomycetales; Saccharomycetaceae. The record is from RefSeq and is a predicted model, not a curated record. The transcript has a single exon.
AUGAAAUUAACAGCGAUUUUCUCUGGUUUCCUGUUCUUGGCUAACACCAUUAGAAUGGUGUCUGCCGACCAAUGUGCUGCUUACACACCUACUCAGUAUUCUGAUUCAAGUUUUUUGAUGGCCCUUCAUAAGACUCCAUUACAUUCAACUCUAGAUAAUAUACCUGGUACAUUACAUAACUAUGUUAUUAAGCUAGUUUCUCCUGGUAGUGCCACUACUGCUCUAACAACUUACGAUAUCGGUUUCGAUAUUAGUGUCACUGACUCUGACGAAUCUGUUAGUGGUGUUCUAUAUCCUGAAUUGAGUGACAAUGUUACUGUAUCUAACUUUAUUUCUGUUUACAAGGCAUUUUUGGUACCACCAACCACUGGUGACUACAUUUUCUCCCUUGAUGGUGUCAGUGAUGGUGCUUCUUUUUUUAUCUAUGACAACCGUGCUAUGUACUGUUGUGAUGACAUGGACUUAGCCGGAUGGUUAGACGAAUCUUCAAACUUUUGUUACAUUCCAGAAGACGCUGAUUACCAAACUAGCUCAAUGACUGUUAGCCUAGAGGCUGGUCUUGGCUACGUGAUUGUGUAUGCUUACACAAACCAUGGUGGUGAUGCUGUUUUCAAACCUUCUAUGACUUUACCAUCUGGUGAGGUUGUUACCAACUUCGAUGGAUACAUUCACGGCAGUGUCGAGGACUCUCAAUGUGGUGUUAAAAGUUCAGAAACUACAACUUACACUCAAGGUACCGUUUCAUAUAACACUACUUAUUCAACUGCUGUUGUUACAUUUGAAACAUUGGGUGAGUUUGUUGAUGAAUCAUACACAGAUGUCGAAACAGUUUACUAUAUCAUGACCCCAGCUGCUGCAUCUAGUUCCGCUAUUGCUUCCAGUUCUUCCGAAGUCAUUACCUCUUCGUCUGUAUCUGAAUCUUCCUCUGUCGUACUAUCUGCUACUUCUUCUGUUGCUUCAUCUUUGGAGUCAUCUGCCGUUGCCCCUGCCUCUGCUGCUUCAAUUGAAUCAUCCGUCCAAUCUUCUGUCCCUGCAUCAUCCAAGCAAUCAACUGCUCAAUCUUCUGAAAUUGCCUCUGAAAUCUCAAGUGUUUCUACAGACGACUUAGUUUCUUCUACCUCUAGUCAAGAUAUUUCAAAUUCUUUGUCAAUUUCUGUCUCUACUGAAAGUGUCACAGGUAGCUCUAAUGCUGCUAGUGCCCUAUCUAGUUCAGUACACUCCACCUCUGCUGCUGGCGAAGAUGCUGAAUCAAGAGAUUCUUCUAACAAUGAUUCUAUGACUACAUCUACUUACACUGAUGUUAAUGGUAUAACUAGAACUACCACUGUCAAAUGUUCCACAGCCUCAGACGAAGGUUCCAUGACAACUUCUACCUAUACUGAUGUCAAUGGUAUAACCAGAACUACCACUGUCAAAUGUUCCACAGCCUCAGCUGGUGUAGAAAACAAUAAUGAAAAGAGUACUCAAACUGUAGUUACUGUUACAACUUACACAUGUACUAAUGGUGAUGUAUCCGUAUCUACAAUUACUCGUACCGAGGUAAUUGAUGCAGCAAAGGCUACUGGUAAAGAAAGUAAGGCUCCAGCUGUCACUUCUACCAUCAACACUGUUGAAUCCUCGGCCAAGGUCCAAAUUCAAUCUAGUAGCGCUACCUCAUCCGCUUCUCUUCGUGUACAAGAUACCCCAAAUGCUGCCGGUAAGUAUGCCACAGGAUUAUUAUUCUCUGUCAUGCCAUUAGCAUUCGCAUUAUUUAUGUAA